UGGAUUAACGCUAGCUAUCUGGGGCACGGGGCCAGCACGUCUAGCCAGCUAGAAGUGCCACGACUUCACAGUAGUCCAGCGAUUGCCCGGCGGAGUUAGAAGCAAAGGAAGCAAUCUCAGGAAAAGCAACUACGUGAAAUCGCUGCAAAUACAGAGGAACGUCACACUGCAAUUUUUAGAUUUCCACUAGAAAGCUCCAAAUCAUCCCUGAUUUUUUUCUUUUGAGUCAAGCGAAGCGGACACAUUCUCAUCACCGUAGCGAGGUGAACUUCCAUUUCACAAUGGACAUCUAUGAACAGGCCCUCGGGAUAAUGGUUUUUGGUGGAUUCAUGGUAAUCUCCGCAGUUGGAAUUGCUCUUGUCUCUACUUUCUCUAUGAAGGAGACAUCUUAUGAAGAGGCUCUAGCAAAACAGCGCAUUGAGUUAGGUACAGUAAAAUCAGGUCGCACAGAGAAAAAGAAGAAGGACAAAACAGCUGACAAAAAGAACCGUGGAAAGAAGAAGGAAGAAAAGCCAAAUGGAAUGAUCCCAGAAGCUGAAAAAACAAAUGCGACUCACAAAGCUGAACUGGUGCCAGAGUCUCGUGCCACCCCAAUUGUGGCUACUGCUCCUGUGGUUCAAUCUGCCCCCAAGGGAAAGACAAAUGCAAGCAGAGCACCAGCAGAGCCACAGUCCAAAGAUGUUAAACCAAGUCAACCACCUGCUGAGUCCUCACUUGAACCUCCUUCUAAAAAUAAAAAGAAGUCAGCCAAGAUUCAAUCAACCUCUGCCCAACCUCCACUCGCGGUUACUUCUUCGUCCGACAAAACUUCACCGAUUCCUGCUUCAGUCCAAGCCACAAAAUCUACCAAGGCAAAAACAGUGGCUCCAUCUUCUGCCAAAUCUCCUGCCAUAGAUAAGACUGCCGCUACAUCUGGCAACUCCACCCCUAUCUCGGGCAAUUGCACUUCUGGCAAGUCUGCUGCGGCCUCAACAAAGUCUAUACCAGCUUCAAGCAAGUCCAACAGUGCCUCUAAAGCCACUCCGACACAGACCAAGGACACCCCUGUUUCUGCCAAGGCCACCACCAAGGCCACCCCUGCCUCUCCCAAGGCCGGUGCCACCAAGGAGGCCCAGACGAAGGGCGCCGCCAAGGAGGCCCAGACGAAGGGCGCCGCCAAGGAGGCCCAGACGAAGGGCGCCGCCAAGGAGGCCCAGACGAAGGGCGCCGCCAAGGAGGCCCAGAAUAAGGGCGCCGCCAAGGAGGCCCAGACCAAGGGCGCCGCCAAGGAGGCCCAGACCAAGGGCGCCGCCAAGGAGGCCCAGACCAAGGGCGCCGCCAAGGAGGCCCAGACCAAGGGCGCCGCCAAGGAGGCCCAGACGAAGGGCGCCGCCAAGGAGGCCCAGACGAAGGGCGCCGCCAAGGAGGCCCAGUCCAAGGGGGCCGCCAAGGAGGCCCAGUCCAAGGGCGCCGCCAAGGAGGCCCAGACCAAGGGCGCCGCCAAGGAGGCCCAGACCAAGGGCGCCGCCAAGGAGGCCCAGACCAAGGGCGCCGCCAAGGAGGCCCAGACGAAGGGCGCCGCCAAGGAGGCCCAGUCCAAGGGGGCCGCCAAGGAGGCCCAGUCCAAGGGGGCCGCCAAGGAGGCCCAGUCCAAGGGGGCCGCCAAGGAGGCCCAGUCCAAGGGGGCCGCCAAGGAGGCCCAGUCCAAGGGGGCCGCCAAGGAGGCCCAGUCCAAGGGCGCCGCCAAGGAGCCGCAGUCCAAGGGCGCCGCCAAGGAGCCGCAGUCCAAGGGCGCCGCCAAGGAGGCCCAGAAUAAGGCCGCCACCAAGGAGGCCCAGAUCAAGGCCGCCGCCAAGGAGGCCCCGGCCAAGACCAAGGCCGCCCCACUCCUUGAAACGGUCUCCAAAGAUGUUCCCAUCAUGGCAGUCCCUCCAGUGGGGUCUAGUGCACCCAAAGCUCAGGAGCCUAAGAAAAAGUCCUCAAAGAAAAAAUCUGAAAGCGUGGCAACAGUGGAUUCCACUCCGCUGUACCUGCCCUACAAGGUUUUGGCUUCCACUGUCAGCAGCAUGGUUUUCAGUGAGAGAGAAGCUCAUGAGCUUAUUGAGAUGCUCUCUGAGAAAGUUGGCAUCAUCCAAGACACCUGGCACAAGGCAGCGCCAAAAGGUGACCAAGUGACCAUGCUGAAGAAACAACUGGAGGAGAAGGAAAAGCAGCUCGGGGCUGAACAAGAGGACUUCACUGCAGCUAAGAACCGUCUAAGAGAUCUUGCUAAGGAGCUCUCUGCUGAGAAGACCAAGGUGGCUAGUGUUGAGACUAGGUUGAGCUCCCAGUUAAGCAAGAAAGAGCAGGAAAUGAUUGCUCUUGAAGCUCGCAUGCAGGCCAGCUACAAGGACCAUGUAGCCCAAACCCAGAAACUCAAUGAAAAGAUUGUAAGUCUGCAAGAUGAGCUUGAAAAGGGUCCCAACGCCCAACUGGCCCGUCUCCAACAAGAGAACUCCAUUCUUCGUGAUGCUCUCAACCAAGCCACCAGUCAAGCUGAGAGCAAACAAAAUGCGGAGCUAGCCAAACUGCGUCAGGAAUGUGCAAAGCUAACCAAGGAAGUCGGAGAGAAGACUGAAAUUCUACACGCAGAUGAACAUGUGAAGAAAGGGUUGGAAGCUAAGGCCUCUGCCAUGGAGAAGCAGCUUUCUGCAUUGCAGGCCAAUCAUGACGAAAGGGAGCAAGCAUUGCAGAGGAAAUUGGAGGAAGUCUGCGUGGAGCUGAGAACAGCACAAACUGCAAACAACAGCCUACAGGACUCUUUGAAAAAGGCCCAGCAGCACACAAGCACACUCUCAGAGUUCCAGGUGCAAAUAGGAAAUCUUGAGGCUCAAGUCAAAGAACGCGCCGCUCAGGUCGACGCUCUCACGACUGAGCUAGAAGGAACACAGGUUGAGAAGCAACAGCUUGUGCAACAGUUGGCAUCCAUCAACUCUUUAUUGGAGGCCAGCCAGAAUAAAAACGAGCAGGAAUCUCAACAGGAGAAGGAGAUGAAUGCUGCUGAGCUUCAGCAAUUAAAGCUCAGUCUGCAGGAGAGGGAUGACCAGUUGAACACUCUCCAGGAGGAACUGAAGCUAUUUCAGAUGAAGGAAACUGCGCAAUCAGAUGAACAGAUACACAACAGUCUGACAGAGAAGGAAGCACUUGUCACGUCACUACAGGAGCAGCUGAAGGAGUUGAAGCAAAAUGAAGCUGCCUUGAUUCAGCUGAAAGAUUUUCAAAGUGAAGCCACAAAAUCCCUCCAAACCCUCUUCCCACUAGUAUCCAUAGAAACGAAUGAGCCAAACUGGUUACAAAGUUUUACGCUGAAAGCUCAGGAGGUUCUUUCACAAGAGAGCCAACAGUCCCAGUCAAGUCAAGAAUUACCUGAGUUGCUUGAAAAGCUGAAGGAGGCUGAGGAGACCCACACAACCCUGCAAGCAGAAUGUGAACAGUACAGAACAGUUUUAGCUGAAACGGAAGGAAUGCUGAAACAUCUGCAGAAGAGUGUGGAAGAAGAGGAGCUAGUGUGGAAGUCUAAAAUGACUUGCUCUGAGGAGCAACUGAAAGCAGCUUUAGAGGAAGUACACAAGCUGGAGUCGGAAAAGCAAAGUAUGAAGCAGCUUAAAGAGCAACUAAUGCUUCUGGAGGCACAGCUGGAGAAGCAAUCAGAAAGCCAUUUCAUGGCCGAGGAGAUGGAACAGCUAAAGAUGCAGCUGUCUGGCAGUCAGAGCCAGCUGGACUUGGCCCAAAAGGAGGCCCAGGCGCACAAGGAGGAACUUGCUAAGGUCAGAGAGAAGCUGAGCCAAGUCGUGUUGAGUGGUCAGCGAGAACAGAACGGCCCCACAGAGUCUCAACCUAGACAGGUUUUGUCAGAGUUGAAUCAGACAACUGAGAAGCUUCAAGAGGAGGCUGCUGAGAGACAGAAGUUGGCAGAAGAGUUUGAGCAGGCCCAGACAACCAUCACAGAACUUCAGGCUCAGCUGAAUCUUCUGAAGGAUUCCGCAGAGUCUCAGCACAAUGAUGCAGAGGAUGUUGCUCAACUCAAGGAACGCCUGGAGAAGGAGAAGAAGUUGUCCAAAGACCUUGGACAGGCAGCCACCAAGCUCCAGCAACUUCUUAAAGCAACUCAGGAGCAGUUGAGUAAAGAGCGAGAGGCAGUGGUAACACUACAAGAGCACCUAGAUGGCAAAGGAGAAUUAAAGGAGGGGACAUCCGUCUGAGAGAAAGCUCAUGGACAACAAACCAAAUAUGCCUUAUGAUUACCAUGGUUAUGCAUUCCAAAACUUUUUUUAUACUGUAGUUGUUUUUUAUUUUCUUUUUGUGCGUGUGUGUGUGUUUCUAGUAAUCAAGUGUUUGAUAUAAGCAUUCAAAUGCUAUAGUUGGAAAUCAAGCUGCAAUCUAGACUGAAACCUACAUUCCAUCAACAAUUCUGACCAUGUCAGAAGAUGUAUAUCCCCUGCCUUUUUGUCCCAACGUUUUCCAAUGGUUCAGUGUUAAAAGGGAUACCGAUUGUGCGUUAAACGUACAUCAAUCUGUGCAAUUACUUUUUUUCAUGUGCUUCAUUGAUGUUAACACUUCAGUGGGAGUACAAAUGCUUGGGGCUUGCUUCUCUAAAGCGGGUCACGAUUUCGAAAUGAAUUUGUAUGAAUGAAUAAACUACAGUGUAACUAUGCCAUUUAAUAGUCAAGGUUAUUCUUUUGACUGCUGAUGCAAUGUGGGCAGUGAAACUCAUUUGGUGGAGACAAUAUUUCUAAUUUUUGGGGUAUUUUUUGACCAUUUUUCACUGAAUGAAGCAUGAAUUUUAAUGACAAUUUUAACAUUAUAGGAGGGCUACGUGGGUGUGAAUUGUUUUGUCAUAGGGUCACAUAGAAGCAUAAAUAAGGAAAAUGGA
Molecule: messenger RNA, 4891 nt
Organism: Corythoichthys intestinalis (scribbled pipefish)
Lineage: Eukaryota; Metazoa; Chordata; Actinopteri; Syngnathiformes; Syngnathidae
Gene: rrbp1a
Product: ribosome binding protein 1a
Exons: 25
Coding region: 282-4220 (1312 amino acids)
Biological process (GO): protein transport
Cellular component (GO): endoplasmic reticulum membrane
Source: RefSeq, a predicted model, not a curated record